Molecule: messenger RNA, 1013 nt
Organism: Notolabrus celidotus (New Zealand spotty)
Lineage: Eukaryota; Metazoa; Chordata; Actinopteri; Labriformes; Labridae
Product: catechol O-methyltransferase domain-containing protein 1-like
Exons: 7
Coding region: 55-828 (257 amino acids)
Molecular function (GO): S-adenosylmethionine-dependent methyltransferase activity; O-methyltransferase activity
Source: RefSeq, a predicted model, not a curated record
AUUGUGUGGUACUCUACAGUCUGUGGGUACUACAGUGUAGUAAUUGCAGAAAAUAUGUCUUUUCGUAACGUUUCCAAAGAGGCCCUGGUUGGGUCCGUCGCACUUGGAGUUGUUUUUGUCACGGGGUAUUUAUUUGGGAAAAGGAAAUCACUCAGAAUGAGCAUCUCCAAAAGCCACUGCGGGGGGAAAACCGACCCCCUGAUGCAGUACGUCCUCAAUCACUCCAUGAGGGAGCAUCCGGCUCUGACAAAGCUCAGACUGAGGACAAUGGAAGAACCUAUGAAUGUUAUGAUGGUGGCCUGUGAACAGUCGCAGUUCAUGGCGAAUCUGGCAAGGCUGAUAAAAGCCAAAAAAGCAUUAGAGAUCGGAGUCUACACGGGCUACAACACACUGAACAUUGCCCUGGCUCUGCCUGACGAUGGAGUUUUGGUGGCGUGUGAUAUCAGUGAGACCUACACCAACAUUGGCAAAGCCUUCUGGAAAGAGGCUGAAGUCGACAAAAAGAUUGAUCUACGCCUCCAGCCAGCUCUGAAAACACUUGAUGAUCUUUUGUCUGAUGGCCAGGCAGGCACUUUUGACUUUGCCUUCAUCGAUGCAGACAAAGUUAAUUACGACAACUACUUUGAAAAGUCUUUGCAACUCCUGAGGAAAGGUGGCAUCAUCGCUAUCGACAAUGUGCUGUGGGGCGGGAAGGUGGUGAAUCCAUCUCAAGACGAUGAAGACACUGUGGCCAUCGACAAGCUGAACAAGAAGUUAUACAGAGAUACUCGAAUAAACCUGAGUAUGCUCACAGUGGGAGAUGGUCUCACACUGGCUAUCAAACUAUAAGACUCAGGUCUAACAAGUCAAGUGCAAUUAUCUCAAGGGGGGAUUUUGGACUUCUGUUAUUUUUAUAGUCAUUUCAGUGCCAGUUUACUACUUCGGAAUCUAUACCUAAAUGAUAAUCGGUUUUACACCUACAAGUGCAGGGUUUGAAGAAAACAAAGGUUUUAUUAAAAAAAAACUGAAUAUAC